This is a messenger RNA of Aedes aegypti (yellow fever mosquito), 8839 nucleotides long. RefSeq names its product heterogeneous nuclear ribonucleoprotein R (gene Syp). The transcript has 13 exons. Gene Ontology annotation, molecular function: mRNA binding. Bases 1665 to 3350 code for a protein of 561 amino acids. The record is from RefSeq and is a predicted model, not a curated record. Lineage: Eukaryota; Metazoa; Arthropoda; Insecta; Diptera; Culicidae. Gene Ontology annotation, cellular component: nucleus; ribonucleoprotein complex.
UUCUUUCGCGUUCGAGUUCCUUAGCCGAAGAGACGUUCAUUUCUCGCGACUCCUCAGCAGUUGCCAGAGAGCGUGACGAGGUGUCCUGUGUGCGGUAGGCAAGGAUUUUUUUUCUGGUGGCUACUUGAGUUGUUGCAUUCGCCGCGACGCGACCCGCUUUUUUGUCUGAACCCUUUUGCGAAGUGUGAAAAUUUGCAUCUAGGGCUGUUGGUUGGUCGCGAGGAAACGAAGAGACGACGAAGACGUUGUUGGGAGAGCCAGCAGAAGCAGAGGAGACGCGGCGCAGUAGAGUGCGAAGCGAGAUAUAGGAAUCCGGGCUCAUUCGAGUUCAAAAUUUCGGUUCGGAAAGGUGUGGCUAAAUUUUUUCGAUCGUGUACCGUGGUGGAAAGCCGGCAGCAGCUCCUUCUCCGGCAGUGAGGACGACACUGUGACACUGAGACUGUGAUUUUUUCCGCGAUUUUUGCCCACAGCUAGAAGCUAGAAGAAAUGUGACUGGAGAGAAGACUGAGUGUGAUUCUAGGCAGUAAAACCAGACCCAAGAGUGCUGAAGUCAAUGUAGAUUUUUUGUCUUAGGAGUAAGCAGUUUUAUUGUGGUUUUUAGUUGUUAGAUCUGUUGAUCAUCGAUUUAGACGCGUAAGCUCUGUUAGCUUCUUAGUGCCUAGGAUAAGAUUUUUUGCUAGCGCUAAGGCCAGACAGAAGUGUGUGAAGAGCAUUUUGGAUAAUACACUAUUUACCCCCUACGUAGAUAAUCCGUUAAGUCGAGUUAAACGAGUGAAGAAGAGCUCCGGAAAAGUUGCCGGAAGACAAAAAAAAACGGGAGCUCCCGGCAAAGUGUGGGAACAAAGAAAGUGAUUACAUAAAAAGCGCAGCUGCUGCAGUUGAUUAUUGGAAAAAGCAUUUUCCCGACCUCGACAAGCGGAAAAAGGAUUGUACCGAAGUGUAUGUGAGUGGGAGUGCAAGCGAAAGGCACAACCCCGGAACGGGAUAGAGCUAGCGAACAAAGAGUGCAUUUGCUGUUUCGCUGUUCGAUAUUACGAGACAAAGCAGUGGAAUUGAUUCAAGUGAUCGGGAAAAUUGAAAAUUUAAAGUGACAAAUUUAAGUGCCCUCGCAAAGUGUCCAUAAGGAAAACAAUUGAAUUUAAAAACCCUCUGUCGUAGUGUGAAGAAGAAACUUUAAACAAUCGGUAGUGAAUGGAAUCGUUUCCGGAUCCGGCAUAACCGAGGAGUACCGCCGCAGCAACGCAGUGUCCAAUGUCGUCAAAAGCUGGCAGCAAAUUUUCGCACAUAGCUAAGAUUGGCAUUGGUUUAAAAACUCAAAAGUCCCAUCGGAAGGUCAAGUAAAUUGGCAAAUUGGCUCGAGUUCGAUUGCGGAACAGACACAAACCUGAAAUACGGCUGGACCGAUUCAUGCUAACCCCUGCUUCACCGGACACGAAAAAUUCCCGCAAUAAUUGGAAAAUUCGGAAAACCUCAAUUUCGACGCACCGACAUCGAAGAAGUCCAGCUUGCCACCAAGGAAAAAAAAACGUGGCAUAAUCAUACCCUGAGGAAAUUAUCCACCCGAUACCCGAUCCCGGAUUAACACCACACUUAAAAAGAGGGCUUCGAUCGCCUCCUAUACCUAAUUUGGACACCAACCAGCCGACCGAAAACACUAGAGAGAAAUGGCCGAAGGUAAUGGUGAACUGGUCGAGGAAAUGGCAAACCAGAAAAUGGAAGGAGCUGGCGAUGGCGAACGGACAGAAGACUACACCAAACUGCUAGAAUACGGGCUCGACAAAAAGGUCGCUGGCAAGCUAGAUGACAUCUACAAAACCGGCAAGCUCGCUCACACCGAACUGGACGAGCGGGCCCUGGACGCGCUGAAGGAGUUUCCCGUCGAUGGUGCCUUGAACGUACUGAGCCAGUUCCUAGAAUCCAACCUGGAGCAUGUAUCCAACAAAUCGGCCUACCUGUGUGGGGUGAUGAAAACCUACCGCCAGAAAAGCAGAGCCAGCCAACAGGGACUACCCACACCUGCAAUAACAGUACAAGCGAAAGGUCCGGACGAGGACAAGAUCAAAGCCAUUCUGGAACGCACAGGAUACACACUCGAUGUGACCACAGGACAACGAAAGUACGGCGGUCCGCCUCCGAACUGGGAAGGUGGCACCCCGGGCAACGGGUGCGAGGUGUUUUGCGGCAAAAUACCCAAAGACAUGUACGAAGAUGAGCUGAUACCGCUGUUCGAAAAGUGCGGCAAAAUCUGGGACCUCCGCCUGAUGAUGGACCCGAUGACCGGCACGAAUCGAGGCUACGCGUUCGUCACCUUCACCUCACGGGAUGCCGCCUCCAAUGCAGUGCGGGAGCUCGAUAACUAUGAAAUAAAGUCCGGCAAAUGUUUGAAAAUUAACGUAAGCGUACCGAAUCUGCGCCUCUUUGUAGGCAACAUACCUAAAUCAAAAGGCAAAGAGGAGAUAUUAGACGAGUUCGGUAAACUAACAGCCGGCCUAAUGGAAGUGAUAAUCUACAGCUCCCCGGACGACAAGAAGAAGAACCGAGGAUUCUGCUUCCUCGAGUACGAAUCACACAAAGCGGCUUCGCUAGCGAAGCGGCGACUCGGAACCGGAAGGAUAAAGGUGUGGGGUUGUGAUAUAAUAGUGGACUGGGCGGACCCCCAGGAAGAACCAGAUGAACAGACGAUGAGCAAGGUUAAAGUAUUAUACGUGCGCAAUCUGACACAGGACACCAGCGAAGAAAAGUUGAAGGAAAGUUUCGAACAGUUUGGCAAAGUUGAACGAGUGAAGAAAAUCAAAGACUACGCGUUUAUUCAUUUCGAGGAUCGUGACCACGCGGUCAACGCGAUGAAGGAGCUAGACGGCAAGGAUCUGGGAGGCUCUAACUUGGAGGUGUCCCUAGCGAAACCUCCGUCCGACAAGAAGAAGAAAGAGGAAAUCCUUCGAGCCCGGGAAAGGCGCAUGAACCAGUUUUUGACGUCCAGGAUGGGAAUUGUUGGUGAAUUCGUUCCUCCCUACAGCAUGUCGCCCCAGCAUGCCGGUAUGAUGCCAAGUGCAAUGCCGCCGAUGCGAAUUCCAAGCGGCGCCAGUGGUCCCCGAGGAGCUCCAAUGCGUGGUCCGAUGAGCCGUGGCGACUACGGGGGUUGGUCAUGGACGUGGAAUCACAGCACGUGGCCGAAUCGUUGGGCACCGUGGCAACAGCAACCGCCCGGGGGUCCUGCUGGGUCAUCGAGGGACCGUGGGGGCUCCGGUACCAGUCGGGGCGGCGGUGGUGGUCUGUGGGAUGGGUCUCACUCUCAAGGGCGCUGGGUGCCACGUCAUAACGCUACCAAAUAUACCAGCAGCAAUCGGUAAACGUAAGUUCGACGGAGGUCACCAAAAUCAAGGGGAUAUCAAACGGCGCUACGGAGCGGCUGCAGCAGCAGCAUUAGGGAAUCUUGGUAAUAACUGGGGCAGCCAACCUUUGCCCCAACAGCCCCUCGGAACCAACGGUGGGGAGCAGUGGUACACCGACAGCACCUACUCGGUGUGGAGUUAAACCAACAACGUCAGCAACUCGUAUCAACAACUAAAACACUUACACAAACUCACUUCGAAUGGAAUUUUUCACUAACACACUCAUUUACAUAAACACACACACACUGGAUCGACAUCAACGGUUGAUGGUAUGGAAAACGCAGUCAUCAUCGCCCAGGCUACGAUUUUUACUAAUACUAGUAGAAUUAUCUAAAACAAGCAAACAAAAAGCAAGUAAACAAUUAUGUAGCGAUUAUUGGUUUAUCAAAAUUCUCGGAAAAAAAAAAUAAGAAAACCAAUGCGAAAAGCUCUCACCAAUACAAUCGUAGCUACACUCUAAAUUGCAAACGUACUACUACUAUACGAUUAACAGUUUCUUUUAAUAAUGGAAUAAAACACGAUUAGAUCGCUAAUUAAACUGUAUAGAAAGCAACAACAAAUAUCUUUUGCUAAUCAUCAAGAAAACAAUAAUAAGAAAACGGUAAAAAUGACUGAACUUUCAUGAUUCUUAAUAUUUAAGAUAUAGAAAUUUAAACAAAAUCAGCAUAAAGCAAAUGAAUACGGUAAUGUAAUCAACACAGUUGUAGGAUUUUAAAAUUAUUCAAACAUUCGGAACUUUGAGAUUAUGAAUCGCAAAAGUAACCUUUAAAAGAUAAAACUCGUAUUAGGCCGAUUUGAUUUGGAACUCGUUUCGAUUUCUUUGGGUUUCGAAUUGAUGCGGAAUCGAAACCAACACAAGCUUACAAGCUCAUUAACAUAAAUACACACAUACACACCGACGGAGCGACACGUUGUGAUACACACGAACACACCGCCACACAUGCAACCUAUCGUAGGAAAGGGCUACGGGGUAGAUAAGCGAACGUGAUAAGUUUUCGUUUUUGUCUUCGAUGGAAGCGAACGUUUCCUUCGGCGUUUAUUUGCCACACUAUUACCAAUAUUUUCUAAUUGCUUAUAACAAUGCCUAAGUCGUAAUAAGAAAAAAUAUGAUUAAAAAACCACAAGCAAAAAAAAAUCAAACUCAAAGUGAAUAAAUUUAGUUAGAUUGAAAGUUUAACCGUGCUUCAAAAUUAUGUCGAAAAUAGGAAGGGGAAACAAAAUUACAGGAAAAAGGGAAAAUAAUCGUUUUGGAAGUGAUCGUGUUCGGAAAAAAAUGACGUUUCGAAGAAACAUUGCAAACUUUUAUUUUGGUGACUCUUUGGCAAAGCAGAAGUGUAAAUAAACUUUCGGAAAGUGCGAAAUCGUGUAUUUAGUAAUAACGGGAAAAAAUUAGAAGAAAAUUCAAUUUGGAUGGUUCUCGAAAAUUAUAAAAAAAAGAAAACAAGCAAAAAUAUAAGAAACAUACUAGUGAUUUAUUUUGAAUAAAGAAGAUUAACAAACAUUUAAAAAAGUAUAUAAAAAUUAAUAUGGUGAAAUGUGAUUAACUAAAGAAAAGAAACAAUUGUAUAAAAGAGAAAAAAAAACUUGUAAAAUUUGAAUGUGUAGGAUUUAGGCUCUUCGGGAUGGAAAGAGAUUUAUCAAUUUGGCUUGACGGAACGCGAGAAACAAAACCAGUGAUUAUCAAAAAUCUUUCAAAAAGAGAACUAUGAAGCAGGAAAAAAACGAAAAUAACAGAAGUGAUACGCGACAAAAUUCGAAAUUUUCGGUGCGGCAUGAAAAAAAAACACACAAAUUCGGUAGUGAUUGAACAAACGUUUGGGUUAAACCUGAAGAACAACAGUGUGAAACACGAAAAAUUUAAACUUUGAAAAGACUAAUCGAAAUUAGUUCAGUUUUAGGCAAAAAGAAGAACAGUUUAGGCAUCAUAUUCGGAUAACUAUCGGUACCAAAUCGGCAUAGCUUUUGGAACGUCGGAAGCGAAAGUAGUCUCACUAAACCUAUCUGGCAACACUUAUUGCGGUAAACACGGAGUGACGGCAAAAACUCAGUAGGUAAACACGUAAUGCUCACCGCUGUCGUAGCGUCGUUAUUAUUCUUAUGUUCAAGACGUUAAUUUUUAUAAUAAUCAUUUAAACUGAAAACUGGCAACACUGUAAAACUGAUGUAUGGCAAGCUUCACGAAUUUUCCAAAAAACAAUAGUUGUUUCAGAGAAUACGCAACAGUGUUCUUUUUAAUACCUAAAUAUAUUUACCUAGCGCUGGAACUAUAGUGGAGUUAAAAUCAAGUUUUGUUUAGUUAACUUUGUUAUUUGUUGAUUUCAAACACAUUAUUUCAAAGCAAACUUAUAAAAAAAAGAACAACCAUAGAAGAAUAGCAGAAAUCGUUCAAUGCAAACUAGACCUUGUUGUAAGAGAAUAAAAGCAAAAUCAUGCGACCGGAAGCGACGAAGAAGGCAAAAAGGCCGACGUUUCGGCUCCAAUAAAACGCCACAAACAGGCUGAGCAUGAUCUGGGAUCGAGUCGCCUUGGUAUUUAACUUUCAAUUUGCCAGAAAACACUGGAAUGGUGCCCCAAAAAGCUGCCUUAAACAAAAUUUACACUCGACAGGAAACAAAACAGCAUAAUUACCACACGCAAACACACUAAAAGCGGAACGGGAAGAGAGCGUCAAGCGGGAAAGCGAACAAGAGACGGUGAAGAAGGCACGAGAGGAGCGAUACACAACCGAAGCAAACAAGCAAAUUAAAAAGUGGGAGAAAAGACUGAAUGAAAAUUAUUUCAAAUUAUUUAGAAGAAGGAUUAGGAGGAGCAGGAGCAGAAGCAAAACAAGAAGAAGAACGUUUCCGUUUGGAGAAUGCAAAGACAACGAUGGCGGCAAUGAUCGUCCAGAGCCGCCCAUUUUGCACAGGAGCCAAGAUCUCUGAGAAGCGCGAACGCGGAGGGUCAACUCUGAUGUCGGAGGACGCCAGACGCGAAUCGGAAGGACAAAACGCAGACUCGUCAACCCCUUUUUCAAAUAGUGUGCUAGGAACGUUCGAUAACUAUUUGUUUUUCUGUCAAAAUCACGGUCGAAACCUGUAAAGAGAGAAGCAAAUAAAACGCUAAAAGUGAAAGAAAGUAAAAUUAUGCAAUAUUCAAUCAUUAUUUUUAAUAUUUUUUUUGUGUACGUUCUAAAACUCAAAACAAAAUAUGUAACCGAGAAAUACGAUUGUAAAAGUGAAUCGAUAAAUUUAGUUGUAAACAAGUUUUCCAGGUCGACAGAAACGGAUCUAGAAAGGUUUUCGAAACACGUGCAAAUCAUGGUCUGAACGGCAGCAGGCCGUGCCCACCGAUGACAACUACGCCAGUGUUGCCAGCUACAAUAUUGAAGUCCUCUUUGUUUGAUUUCUGUUUUUGUCAAAAACUAAAGCUCGUUAACCUUUGUUUAUCUAUUUGUAGCUAGUAAUUUUCAGUUACUUCUUUUUCGUUACCUUUUAAUCGUUAUCUUUCUUAGCCAUAACCUGUACUUUGUUUUUGUUCACCAUUGUUGGUUAAAUGUUUCGAUUCAGUUGGUGGCACUUGCGGUUGCCUUGGGCGAGAAUGGUCUACUGUCAGGACGGACUCAGCGCGUACGUUCGGCGGAAAAAAUAACCUAAUUAAAUAAAUAUUAACUUUUAGAUGUUAUUCUUAAUUGUACGCGCUAUACCGAGAAAUGAAAAAAAAAGAUCGGAACAAUUAUUGUGAAGAAGCUACUAAUAAAGGAAAGAAAAGAAAAUCAAACACUGACAGAACUAAUCGAGACGAAAUAAAGGCAAAAAACGUGAAAAUCAGAGAAUGCGAAAAAAUAUUUGUAUAAAAAUAUAUAUUGAGAAGUUAUUAUGUUAAUUAUAUAUUUUUUAUUUUAUAUUGUAUUUUGAUAACGUAAAUUUUAAUUAUUUUAGAUAAAAUUACCUUAUUUUUAGUUCAUACAAGAAGAAACCUGCCCAGCAAAAUAAGCAAAAAUUAACUGUUUCCAGAAAAGGUAAAUCAGAACCCCAUGAACGAUUUCCACCUUCUACCGUUUAUAACGAAUAGAAAACUUCCCUUAUUCAAAUAAUUCAUUAAUUUUAAAUUAUCCAAAAGCCUCCACACACUAUUUUUAUUUAAUUUUUACAAGGUUUAAUUUUAAAACGAUACGUCUACGUGAAGCAACAUACAACUUACAUAACCUAUUGCAUACACACAACUACAAACCCUUUUUCAAUUUUCAUUUUUGAACAUGAAUCUAGUUUAGCGAACGUGGUCCAAAACAGUUGAACUGCAAAACAAAACAAAUGUGGAAUCGCAAAAACAAAAGAAGCAUAAUAUAUUAUUCACAGAAUUUUAAUCUUAAACAUAGUAAAGCAGACUAGUUUUAAUCUCCUUAUCUAAACAGAAGCAGAAAUGCUCAAAGCAGAACAAACUAACCUUUUCAAAUGAUCCCAAGCAAAAUAGAAGAACAACACAAAAACCUUAUCCAGAGACAGAGAACGUCGGAUAGCAAAACAACUGCGAUGAUUAUAGCCCCCUUGAUUUAAAAAGCAAAGAACAUUUACAAUGGUGACCUCGAAUCAGAACGUCGUUCGUUAUCAUUUUCACCAAUCACACUACUCAAAUGAGCGAAAACUGAGAGCCAUCCAUGGAUAGAACACGCCAGUAGCCAGUAGGAGGAAAGAAUGUCACUCGAUCCUAGAAGAAGAGACACCAACAACAACCUCAUAGCAGGCAGCAAUAAAGCGAAAAUUCAAGAGAGAGAAGUAUAGGAAAAGAUACACCAAACACAGCCACCAACAGUCAAAGCCAACUUUGUCCAGACGCCAUUUUAUGUUCAGCCAACUAAGAUUAUUGUUUCUUGUCCAUUUAAGUUACUAAUACCGCCUUCAUGUCAACUUACAUACACAUUCGACCCUGUUACCAAAGCAUUCUCUUCUGCUACUCCGCGCGCUGACUUUGUCCAACGGGUACAGCAGUUUUUGUUCUUUCCUCGCACAUUCCCUGACCUUUCCCAUGUUCACAGUUUUGUUUUGUAAUGUCGUUCGAUGAUUCAGCAUUUUUUUGACUUUAUUCCAUUUCAUAUUUAUUUUGUGCUCUUACAAAUAUCACUCUUCACUUCAAAUCCAUUUUUCAUUUUUGUAAUUAACCAAGCAGGAAAGUUAUAAAGAGAUUUUUUUUAUUGUUUUGAAUCACCUUUCUUCUGUGUCAAUUUCCAUACUUUCAUUUGGAUCUGGUUGGCAAUUUUGAUUCGACACUAACACACACAAAGACACAAGAACAAUGUACGUGACAUCAAUAGCGGCGCACUUUCAAGAAAAUGAACAGCAUAGAAAGCAAACAAGAAACAUGUAAGAAAUACCAAUGCAAGCAAAAACAAAAAGAUCCUAAAAUCUGAAAGUGAUAAAUUGAAAUCAACCUCGGAAGGUUCUUGUGAGAUUGAUCAUCAACAUUUCGAA